GACUAUAUAAGGCGGCAGAUAUAAUCUUCAGACAUCCAGCAAAGGCAAGAAAAGUGAGAAAAUGUAUAGAUGGAUAGUGUUAUUGUUUAUUGUGUUGAGUGCCAGUAUGUUUGAAGCAUCCAAGGUAUCAGAAAAUGUGUUGAAAGAUAAAAAAGGCGAAGAAUAUGACGUAAUUGAUGUUCAAAUUGGAAAAACGGAUAUUGCAAUAAUUCAGAAAGAUGGUGUUGUACUGGCAGAUGAAAUUACCAGUGAAGACAAAGAGUAUGCAAUCAUCAAGUAUAACGGAACCUGCAAUGUGCAGUUUGAUGAGGUACAUGACACCCAAGAUGCUGAGACAUGCUAUGAAGCGUUUGAGGAUAACGCAAGCAUCCCAGAUCACACCAAAGCAGAAAUCAAGGAAGAAUGUGGAGCUUUAGAUAUUGCUUAUGUUAAGGCUGUUGAUUGUACCACAGAACAAGGCAUCCAAAAAAGAUCAUGUGGUUAUUAUUGGUACGUUGGUCGAUGUUGCAACGGGAGGGGAUGGUGGAGCAAAAGAUGUUAUAUCUGUUGGUACCAUGUCUAUUGCUGCUAUUGGCCGUGGUUUGGAAAAAAGUAAUGCUGCUUCAAACAUUCAGUACUUUUGCCUUAUCUCAACUACUACUGUUUAUAUCAGGAUUAUUUAAACAAUUCUGUAUGGCUAACCAUUAUAUAUUUGAUAAUGUUUUUGCUAGUGACUCUCUGAAAUGUUUGGUGUUAUAACGAAAAAUCAAAAUGUCUUUUAAUCUUCAAAUUUAUAGCAAUUUAAAUCAUUCUCAAGAAAAGUGAAAUAACAAAAAUACCGAACUCCGUGGAAAAUUGGAAACGAAUUGUCUAAUCAAAUGAGGUAGAAAAUGGCAGAUUAACCCUUUUUCAUAGCUAGUGAAACCUCUCCCUUGUUGGACGAAUGUUUAGUUGAAACUUUAAUUGUUACCUUUUAUCAAUAAAUAUAAAAAAAUCUUAA
Messenger RNA from Mytilus trossulus (common blue mussel), 979 nucleotides. RefSeq lists its product as uncharacterized. The record is from RefSeq and is a predicted model, not a curated record. The transcript is spliced from 6 exons. Lineage: Eukaryota; Metazoa; Mollusca; Bivalvia; Mytilida; Mytilidae. Bases 62 to 595 code for a protein of 177 amino acids.